Molecule: messenger RNA, 174 nt
Organism: Lymnaea stagnalis (great pond snail)
Lineage: Eukaryota; Metazoa; Mollusca; Gastropoda; Lymnaeidae
Source: the annotation of a GenBank genome assembly
AUGAUUUUUUUGACUGUGGUAAUACCACAGUGGAUAAUCAAUCCAUAUGCUGACAUUGAAGAAACCGAUGUCAUAUUACAAGAGGGAGUGAUCGAAUUAAGCACCAACGAAGAACUUAAGGUACAGUGUAGAACCGGAUAUCAGGAAUUCUGGCUUCAAAAAGACAGACCUGUU